AUGGCAGGGCACCCUGCAGAAGCACGCCCAAAGCCAGAGGCUUAUGUCAUCUGCAGGAAUCUUUUGGCCGAGACGACGCUCAGGUUGAGGUAUGGUGUGCACAACCUGUGGAGACGGGCGCAGAAGAUGUUCAAGCCAGAGGAGAAAGUGGAGCAAGUCAAGGGAUGCGCAGCGCAGCUUGACGCCGGAGCUCUGGUAGCCAUAGUCUCGCACGAGCCCGUGUACGAGGGGCUGCGGGCCUCGCUGCAGGACAUCUGGCUGGGCCACAAGGAAGACCCUCACAAGGGCGCUGGUGUGCUGUUGGUGGGCAGGAGCGAGGCAGCCAACGCUGCAGCCGCUGUGGCACUUGAGAAGGCGCUGCCCAGCAGCUGCCGCAGCUGCCUCCUCAGCUUUAAGGCGAGUCAUGGGCACGCAGAUGCGCCGGGAGGUGUGCAGAAGCUGCUGGCCGGCUUCCUGCAGCGCUGCCCGCAGGGGGUAGUCAUCCUGGAAGAUGUCCAGAAGCUGCACCCCCGCCUGCUGCCUGUCUUCAUCAACGCUCUCAGCGAGCAUGGCCACUUUGAGGUCGAUGGGAAGGCAGUGCCGUCCUGGGGUGCACUGUAUGUUGCCACCAUGUUGGACAGCGACGGACUUGCGUUGUCUCAGCCUGGUGAGGAGGCAUUCAAGAAGGCGGCCAAGAGGGCUCUGACAGCCCAGCUUUUGGCGCACCCCUCCGCUGAGCAGGUCCCUGGCUACAAGGCUCACGCCGAGGCAUUCAGGAGGCGCCUUGAAUACGUGGCACCGUGCCGGUGA
Coccomyxa subellipsoidea C-169 is the source of this 789-nucleotide messenger RNA. RefSeq lists its product as hypothetical. The record is from RefSeq and is a predicted model, not a curated record. The transcript has 8 exons. Bases 1 to 789 code for a protein of 262 amino acids. NCBI's taxonomy places the organism in Eukaryota, Viridiplantae, Chlorophyta, Trebouxiophyceae, Coccomyxaceae.